UCCUAUCCUCUCCCUCUUCUUCAUCUCUCGUAUACAAUCAAAACCGACACAUACAGAGAGACACGAACCAAAGAGUGCAAAAUGGCAGCGACGACUCUCUCCAUCGCAACCACAUUCCGCUCCUCGUCUUACCUCACUCACGCUUCUCCCCAUGGCUUCCCUCCCCGACCCAACACAACAUUCCGCAUCGGUUCACCUUCCUCCACACCGACCCACCGUGCAACCCACCUCCGUCCCGUCUCCGCCGUCGAAGCUCCGGAGAAGAUCGAGAAGAUUGGGUCCGAGAUCUCUUCUCUGACGCUCGAGGAAGCCCGCGUCCUCGUUGACUACCUUCAGGACAAGUUCGGUGUGUCGCCGCUCUCGUUAGCUCCCGCUGCGGCGGCUGUGGCUGCUCCGGGGGACGGAGGUGGUGCGGCGGUUGCGGUGGAGGAGCAGACGGAGUUCGACGUGGUGAUUGAUGAAGUGCCGAGCAAUGCGCGUAUUGCUGUGAUCAAAGCGGUGAGGGCUUUGACUAGCUUGGCGUUGAAGGAAGCGAAGGAGCUUAUCGAAGGGUUGCCGAAGAAGUUUAAGGAAGGUGUGACGAAGGAUGAAGCUGAAGAAGCUAAGAAGCAGCUUGAAGAAGCUGGCGCCAAGGUUUCCAUUGCUUAACUUUUUAAAAAUUUGAUUAUUAUUUUUGAAGUAUUUUUCUUUUCUGGAAGUAUUGAUUCAGCUUUGAGAAAAAUAUUGUAGUGUGAAUCAUUUUGCCUUUACUAUAAUGGUGCGUCACUCCCUCACA
This is a messenger RNA of Brassica napus (rape), 775 nucleotides long. Its product is annotated as 50S ribosomal protein L12-3, chloroplastic-like. Lineage: Eukaryota; Viridiplantae; Streptophyta; Magnoliopsida; Brassicales; Brassicaceae. The record is from RefSeq and is a predicted model, not a curated record. Gene Ontology annotation, biological process: translation. Gene Ontology annotation, molecular function: structural constituent of ribosome. The transcript has a single exon. Gene Ontology annotation, cellular component: ribosome. Bases 82 to 648 code for a protein of 188 amino acids.